Zingiber officinale is the source of this 1531-nucleotide messenger RNA. Its product is annotated as zinc-finger homeodomain protein 9-like. Gene Ontology annotation, cellular component: nucleus. NCBI's taxonomy places the organism in Eukaryota, Viridiplantae, Streptophyta, Magnoliopsida, Zingiberales, Zingiberaceae. The transcript has a single exon. The record is from RefSeq and is a predicted model, not a curated record. Bases 218 to 1198 code for a protein of 326 amino acids. Gene Ontology annotation, molecular function: transcription cis-regulatory region binding; DNA-binding transcription factor activity. Gene Ontology annotation, biological process: regulation of DNA-templated transcription; regulation of developmental process.
AUUUCUCAUCCCUUUCUUCCUCUUCUUCUUUAAUCCAUCUUCCUCUUUCGCUGCUUCUUCUUCUUCUUCCUGUGGACUCUGUGCUCAAUCUCAUCGCGUUCUCAUCUUACUUUUCAUUUUUCUGAAAAUUUGGGGUUUUAUUGUAUAUUUGGAUCGAGCUCAUAAACUAAGCCAAAAACCCGCAGCUGCAGUUUAGAAACCCUAGCUAGCUUUCGGCAUGGAGCACGGUCCCAAGGCCGCGGCGGAGGCCGAGGGGAGGCCCAAGCCCUUCUCCCUCCCCAACGGCGCCCUGCGCAAGCAGCACCAUCAUAUGCACCUCCCGCCGCCCGCCGCUGCCGAGUUCAUGUACCGCGAGUGCCUGAAGAACCACGCUGCCAGCCUCGGGGGCCACGCCCUCGACGGGUGCGGCGAGUUCAUGCUCUCUCCGAACGCCGACCCCGCCGACCCCAGCUCCCUCCGCUGCGCCGCGUGCGGCUGCCACCGCAACUUCCACCGCCGGCUCCCCGGGCCGCACCGACGCGACGGCGCCGAGGAUGACCGCGACGGCACCGAGGACGACGAGGAGGAGGAGGAGGACGACGACGAGGACGAUGAUGGCGAUGAGGUGGAGGGAGAGGGAAAGAUCCCUCAGCCGCACCACCGCGGAUCGCGCUCUCCGCCUCCGCCGCUUUUCCACUCCGCCCCCCACAUGCUCCUCGCCCUCAGUGCCGGCCUCCACGGCGGGCCCUCCCCGAUCCCCCUCCCCGCCAGGCCCGUCGCCGUCCCCUCCGCGUCCCUCGCGGCCGCCGCCGCCGCCGCCGCGCAGCCGCGGAAGAGGUUCCGGAGCAAGUUCAGCCCGGAGCAGAAGGGCCGGAUGCAGGAGCUGUCGCAGCGUCUGGGGUGGCGGAUGCAGAAGCGGGACGAGGGCCUAGUGGAGGAGUGGUGCCGCGAGAUCGGCGUAGACAAGGGCGUCUUCAAGGUCUGGAUGCACAACAACAAGCACACCUUCCUUGGCCUCGCUCGCCGCGGGAGCAACACCGGCUCUAGCGGCGGCGCCCAAACCGAAAGGCUUAGCCUUGGCACCAAUGGCGACGACAGCCACCACAUCGGCAGGGACGAAGCCGACCUUGGCACCAAUGGCGACGGCCGCCACCACAUCAGCAGGAACGACGACGGUGGCAACGGCCAUGUGGUGAACGGUUCCUUCGCCUCCUCUUGAGCUGAGCUGAGCUCAGUUUCCCUGUGCUAAUACUGAUGUUGCUGCUGUUGUUGUUGCACUAGUAUCGACUGCUAGUUAUCAGUAAGUAGUUCAUGCAUGCUUAAUUUAGUGCUCUUUCAAGCUUCUCCUCUGUUCAGUAUUAACUUUAGUUUAGCUGCUGAUAUUAAGUAGGUUAGAGUAUAAUGAAGAGAGAAGAGAGGAAUCCAAGCAUUAUGUUUUAAGGUUGCUAAUGCUUCUUUUCCUGUUUUUCAAUAAAAAAAACACCUUUCCCCCCAUGUUUGCUAGUGAAUGAUGAUGUUUUAGAGAAUUCAAUAGAUUGUAUUAGUUUUUGAA